AACCACAAAAGAAAUGGUCUUUUUCGUCAUUUCUGUACUGAAAUAUCUACUUUGAAUUUCAUUUCAAAGCUUCCCCAGUUUUGAAAAUUCCAACUCCAUUAUUCCUCCUUCACUCGUUUGAACAGUCCAUCAUCGGACAUGGCGGUAGUGGUCGGAAACAUAGCACUAUUACUCGACGGAACUCACGUGACCACCCCACGUGCUGCUGUCGUGUUACCAGAUCGCAAAACAAGAGACGUUCUUUUGAACUUUUUUGUAAAGAAAGACCCGUAUCAGAAUCAAAGCAUGUACACUUGUAGUGGGUUUGAAAAUGAGAAAGAUAGAGUAAAUCCGAAAGUGGGUUUUAGAGGAAAAGUGAAUUCGAAAGUGGGUGCUGUGGAUUACGAGAAUUUAAGUGAUGAUGAGAAUGGAAAUGGGUUUGAGGAUGAAGGAGAAAGUGGAGAAGAGUUUGAUUGGGAGAAAGAGAUGAGGAGGAGAGUGAAGGAGAUAGAAGAGAUGAAGGAGUUGGAGAAGAAAGCCGAGGAGUUGCAGAAUCGGGUUGAUGAGGAGUUUGGUGAGGAAGGUGAAAGUAGCGAAGAGACUGAGGAAGAGAAGCGUGAGAGAGUUCGAAGAGAGCUCGAAAAGGUGGCAAAAGAGCAAUCAGAACGCAGAAAAACUGCUCAAUUAAUGUUUGAUUUGGGCCAGAAGGCUUAUGGGAAGGGCAUGUAUGGACGUGCAAUAGAGUUCCUCGAGGGUGCUCUUACUAUCAUUCCUAGACCAACCUUGUUCGGUGGAGAGAUACAAAUAUGGCUUGCUAUGGCUUAUGAAGCUAAUAACCGCCAUGCUGACUGCAUUGAUUUGUAUAAGCAAUUAGAAAGGAAACAUCCCAGUAUCAGCAUCCGACGUCAAGCUGCAGAGCUUCGCUAUAUAUUGCAAGCACCUAAGCUGAAGAUAUCUCAAGAAGAAAUGGUUACCAUACCACUAAUUGGUUCUAGCUAUGAUAGUUAUGCUGGAACAUGGACUGACAAAAACAAGGAGAAAGAUGAAAGACAAAGUCGAUCAACAACAAAUCAGCUUCCAUCAAGCAGGGACUGGUUGGGGGACUUUAUGGUGUGGAAACCAGCAGUUGGUAUGGAGAAUAGCCAAUCAUUCUGGGCAAUUUUAACAAUAUGGAUAGCUUUGGUUGGAGCUGCACUCUUUUUGCAAAAGUGAAGUUUAUACAAGUAAAAUGUUUAUUGUCUAGCUUUCUAUUCUUUAUUGGUAUAGGCUGAUGUGUAUUGCCAUUUUUAUGCCUGUUGUAUAUUACCAUUUUUAAUAUGAUUAUUAGCAAAUAUCGAUUCUGCCA
This is a messenger RNA of Nicotiana tabacum (common tobacco), 1324 nucleotides long. RefSeq lists its product as uncharacterized. Gene Ontology annotation, molecular function: protein binding. NCBI's taxonomy places the organism in Eukaryota, Viridiplantae, Streptophyta, Magnoliopsida, Solanales, Solanaceae. Gene Ontology annotation, cellular component: chloroplast thylakoid membrane. The record is from RefSeq and is a predicted model, not a curated record.